Eimeria necatrix is the source of this 321-nucleotide messenger RNA. RefSeq lists its product as hypothetical. NCBI's taxonomy places the organism in Eukaryota, Apicomplexa, Conoidasida, Eucoccidiorida, Eimeriidae. The record is from RefSeq and is a predicted model, not a curated record. Bases 1 to 321 code for a protein of 106 amino acids. The transcript has a single exon.
AUGCUGCAGGGCCCCGGGCUGAGGGCCCCUGCUUCCGCAGGGGGCCCCCAGCCUCUCUGGAGAGAAGCUGUGGACACAGUGCUGCCGGUUGCGUUGGAAGAGGAGGCUGGCCCCACAGCAGCAGCAGCAGCAGCAGCAGCAGCAGCAGCACAGAGCAGCAGCAGCAGCGGCGGCGGCGGGCGCUGCAGCUUCUGCUGCGCUGCUCUCGGCUGGGGCGCAGUCUCUGGUUUGCUGCUGCUGCUGAUGUGUGCAUGUUUGCUGCUGCACUUCGCCGUCUCUGUGGCGGGCCAGGAAGGUGGGAAGCAGCAGCUCUCUCAAUAA